Molecule: messenger RNA, 387 nt
Organism: Theileria equi strain WA
Lineage: Eukaryota; Apicomplexa; Aconoidasida; Piroplasmida; Theileriidae
Product: 40S ribosomal protein S25, putative
Exons: 3
Coding region: 38-355 (105 amino acids)
Cellular component (GO): cytosolic small ribosomal subunit
Molecular function (GO): structural constituent of ribosome
Source: RefSeq, a predicted model, not a curated record
GUAUUUAAAUCGAUUCUAUACUAGAAAAGGUUUUAAAAUGGCGAUUAAGGAGAAAAAGUCAAAGGAGGCCGUCGCAAGAGCCGCCAUGGCCAGUGGACGCGCCAAGAAGAAGAAGUGGGUCAAGGUCAAGACCAGAGACAAGUUGAACAACUCUGUCAUUUUUGACAAGGCCACCUAUGAUAAGCUCUUGGCUGACAUUCCCAAGAACAAGCUCAUUACCAUCUCUUCCAUUGUUGAGCGUCUCAAGGUCAAUGGAAGUUUGGCAAGGCUGGCCAUCAAGGAGUUGGAAGGCAAGAACCUCAUCAAGCCAAUUUGUGAGCCACAUCAUGCGCAGCUACUUUACACCAAAGUCUAAGAUUGCUCUGGCCUAAGUAUUUUGCAGCAUAC